Pangasianodon hypophthalmus (striped catfish) is the source of this 2931-nucleotide messenger RNA. RefSeq names its product potassium channel, subfamily K, member 3b (gene kcnk3b). Gene Ontology annotation, cellular component: membrane. Bases 1142 to 2284 code for a protein of 380 amino acids. The record is from RefSeq and is a predicted model, not a curated record. The transcript has 2 exons. Lineage: Eukaryota; Metazoa; Chordata; Actinopteri; Siluriformes; Pangasiidae. Gene Ontology annotation, biological process: potassium ion transmembrane transport; stabilization of membrane potential. Gene Ontology annotation, molecular function: potassium ion leak channel activity; open rectifier potassium channel activity.
AAAGGCGGAUUGUUCGAGGCGAUAUUUACUCGCUGACCACAUUGCUAAUUGUGUUGCUAGACAACAACUUAAAAUGCUUGGAAACCAUAUCAUGUUUAAAUAUGCUGGGUCAACAAUUGCAACUGUCCAUUGUAUUGAGUUACAUGGUAAGUCCGCAAGUUCCAGAGGCCAUUUAAAGUUAUUUAUGUAAAAAAAAAAAAAAAAAAAUCUAGAAAAAAACCCCAACAACUAGAUAUUUAAUUUCCUAUAUAGUUUUCUAUAUUCUUAUACGUGAUAGGAAGUGUCAUACUUCGUAUACACAUCAGCCUUGCUGAAGACUCCAGCUUGGUCUGAAAAGCUACCAGCUGCAAAAACACGGGCUGAGCUGGUCAAACUUGUAGACCAUCAGUGCCAGCUGGUAAGUUAUUUUACAGCUUCCUUAUUGCCUGGCUAAAGUGAUCAAUAAAUGUUUGAGAUUUUUUCAUUGCCUUGCUCUGUGUUAGUUUCUUAAAAACUGGAAAGGCAAGAAGAUGAGAAAAACUGUUUCCAUCUACGCAAAUGGUAAAGAUGGUCUGUCCCUGUGUUUUGGCAGCUGGAUAUUUCAGCUGGGAGCUCCAAGAAUUUUUUAACAGUUUACAAUUUUGUUUAAUAAAUCAUUACAUUUUAAUGUAUUACAUGCUUAUUUAAUAAUAUUUUCCUUUUAAUAUUAUGAAAAUAUAGUUUGCACGUCAUCGUUCCCUCUUGUCCCAGUUUCUUGGUGGUGGCUAAAACUACUCAGUCCUAGUAACAGGCUAUAAAGCAAUCAUUAACAUUAAAAUCAUAUAUGGCUGUAGAAAAGCCUAGUGGUGAACCUACAGAGUCAUCAGGCCACCUGCACUACAGGCACAGAGUGUACCUGAAGCUCCUAGUGCUUUCAUUACAGGCAGUUCCUAAUUUAACCUAAAUGACCAAUGACCAAAUAAGGUCUCUCUCCUCCCAUUGCUUGGGGGUGGUGCUGAAGGAACAGCUCCCAGUUUCCAUCCUGCUCUCUGUCAGGUCCGCUCAGGGAUCAUCCCACCGGUGAAGCCAUGAGGGGCUCUGCAAAGACAUGAAUCACCAAAGUUCUUCUCAUGAACCGGAUCUAGCUCUGAAGACGGAAGGAUACUUGAUUAGCUAACUUAAGAUGAUGAAGAGGCAGAACGUGCGCACGCUCGCUUUAAUUAUUUGCACCCUGUCCUAUUUGCUAAUUGGAGCGGGAGUCUUCGACGCGCUGGAGUCGAAGCAAGAAAAAAGCCAGCGGGGAAAGCUGGACUAUCUCAAGUUUCAACUGAUGAUCAGGUAUAAUCUGUCCAGAAGCGACUUCGAGGAGAUUGAGAAAGUGGUCUUGCUUCUGAAGCCGCACAAAGCCGGAGUGCAGUGGAAGUUCGCCGGCUCUUUUUACUUCGCCAUCACUGUGAUAACGACCAUAGGUUAUGGCCAUGCUGCCCCCAGCACAGAUGCAGGGAAAGCGUUCUGCAUGGGCUACGCGCUUCUGGGCAUCCCACUCACUCUAGUGAUGUUCCAGAGCCUGGGCGAACGCAUUAACACCUUUGUCCGCUUCCUGCUGCACAAAGCCAAGAAGUGUGUGGGUCUGCGACGACCAGAGGUCUCCAUGGCCAACAUGGUGACUAUCGGCUUCUUCUCUUGUGUUGGCACUCUUUGCAUUGGGGCAGCUGCCUUCUCACAUUAUGAGGGUUGGAGCUACUUCCACGCCUUCUACUACUGCUUCAUCACUCUGACAACCAUCGGUUUUGGGGAUUAUGUGGCUCUGCAGAAGGACAAUGCGCUCCACAAUGACCCCCAUUACGUGGCCUUUAGCUUUGUCUACAUUCUGAUGGGCCUGACGGUAAUUGGUGCCUUCCUCAACCUGGUGGUGCUGCGUUUUAUGACCAUGAACGCAGAAGAUGAGAGGAGGGAUGCAGAACAACGGGCUCUGCUCUCCAAAGACAAGCAGAAAGUGCAGCCUCCCUGCCACACCAACCUCCAAACCUUACAGACACAGGAGCAGGAUGCUAAGAGGCAAGGACUAAAGAGUGUCUAUGCCGAGGUACUUCACUUCCAGACUGUCUGCUCCUGCUUGUGGUAUAAGAGCCGGGAGAAGAUGGUGAUGCUUCCGCAGGACUUGUCCCUCAGCGAUGCACUCAUGGAGCAGGGUAACUUCUUUGAGCCAGACUCCACAGGCUGUGUGUGUAGCUCCCAGCGCUGCUCAGCCAUUAGCACUGUGUCUACUGAUGUGAGGAGCAUCUCCCCCUUCAGACUGCUCUCCAAGAGACGCAGCUCUGUCUAGAUGUGUAGCACAGGUGAUGACAGAAGAUAGAUUGCUCACAAAAACUCUGCUACUGUAUGUUUCUGCAAUACAUGCAUGCAUUCAGGUACAGAUGCUGGAGCACAGCCCUUGAAGUGUAUGUACAAAGAGGAAAGCCAGAGUAGGUUGGGAAUUAUCGUGUCUUAAUGACACAGUACCUCUUACAUGUGUCACGUGUGUGUGAAAUGAAUUGUCUCCUCCUGAGACCAUAUAUACUUUAAGAAGGUAAUAAUGGACUUCUUGCUACUUCAGAAUUACAUUAUACUCCUUAACAUGGUGCAAUACAAUGUGCAUAAAAAACAUAAUUUCAACAGUGCUUUAUUAAGACAAUACCAAGAGCAUACCUUAUUAUCUCCUCGAAUCACUUCUCAAACCUCAAAAUUUAUUACUAAUUAAUUAAGACAUAUUGUAUCAGUCAAGUUCUUAUUGUUUUGUGAUCACAAGUUUUAUGUCUGUAUGAUGUCAUCAUUUAAUCACUUUCAUUUGAAAAUUCUAUGCUGCACAAUGUGCUAUAAUCAACUUUGCACCAAUAUUCUGUUUUAAAUGAGUCAAUUUGUAUGACUUUAAUUAAAUAAAGAACAUUUUAUGUACUGUAGAUUAAAUGUACUGUAGAUUAAAAAAACUGUACA